This is a messenger RNA of Ordospora colligata OC4, 435 nucleotides long. Its product is annotated as dUTPase. The coding region runs from base 1 to 435 and encodes 144 amino acids. Gene Ontology annotation, biological process: dUMP biosynthetic process; dUTP catabolic process. The record is from RefSeq and is a predicted model, not a curated record. The transcript has a single exon. Gene Ontology annotation, molecular function: magnesium ion binding; dUTP diphosphatase activity. Lineage: Eukaryota; Fungi; Microsporidia; Ordosporidae.
AUGACAAUGCAUGAAAUAAAGGUGAGUGUGACACAUCCAUCUGCAAUCGUUCCAAAAAGACAAUCAGAUGGUGCUGCUGGAUACGACAUACAUGCUGUCGAGCAAGGUAUACUACUCCCUAAUGAAACGAGAUCAGUUAGAACAGGACUUGUAUGGCAUCUCCCACAGUCAAUAGUAGGACUGAUAUUCGGAAGAUCUGGCCUAGCACUGAAUAACUGGAUCGAUGUGCACAAUACAUCCAUACACUCAAGGUGUAUCUCGGAGCUUUCAAUCACAAUGACAAAUAACGGCAAAGAACCUUUUGAAUAUAAGGAAUCAAGUAGAAUAGCACAGGUGGUGUUUGUACCGACUGUUGAAACCGUUGUUGAUGUUAUGGAUUCAUUAUAUACAACUGAAAGAGGAUGUCUUGGCUUUGGAUCAACAGGGAUGAAAUAA